Molecule: messenger RNA, 2022 nt
Organism: Trachemys scripta elegans
Lineage: Eukaryota; Metazoa; Chordata; Testudines; Emydidae
Gene: CALY
Product: calcyon neuron specific vesicular protein
Exons: 5
Coding region: 378-953 (191 amino acids)
Biological process (GO): G protein-coupled dopamine receptor signaling pathway; clathrin coat assembly; endosomal transport
Cellular component (GO): membrane; endosome
Molecular function (GO): clathrin light chain binding
Source: RefSeq, a predicted model, not a curated record
CCUGCAGGGAAGGGCAAGAGGCAGCGUCCAGCCCUGGGGACAGCCUUGGGGUCACUGUGAAGACCAAGCCCCUAGCACCUGCCCCUGAAUGAUGCAGGAGACCAGUCACAUCUGGGAGUGACAGCUGUUUGGGGCUCUCAAGGGCCUCAUGCUUCAGGUCCUCAGCUGGCAGGGAGCCAGCAGGGGCUGUGAGCAGCUGUGCUCUUAAAGCGCCAGGCUGCUCCUUGAAGCUUUCAAAUUCUUCCCACAGCCCUGGAAUACAUCACCUAGGUAACCAGUCUUAACCAGCCCGCCUGCCUUCACCCCAGCAGAGCAUUUACAGGCAGAAUCCUUGCAGGGAGAACAGCAGCGUUUUCCACCACCAGCAUUAUCUGACCAUGGUGAAACUGGGCAGUAAUCUCUGUGAGAAGCCAGACAAGGAGCAGGGCACCGGAAGCGGUGAUGACAGCUUUGACAACAUCCCUUUGAUAACGCCGCUGGACGUCAACCAGCUACAGCAGCCCUUCCCUGACAAGGUGAUCGUCAAGACCAGAACAGAGUACCAGCUCCAGCAGAAGAAGAAGAGAAAGUUACAUGUCCCUGGAAUUAAAAAGCUGAACAUAAACCUAUACGAUGAAGUAUCAGAGAAGGUCAAGCUGACGGGGUUGAUUCUCAUCACGAUGGCCUUCCUGGCCUGCCUGCUCAUGCUGGUCAUGUACAAGGCACUGUGGUAUGACCAGCUGACUUGCCCAGAGGGCUUUGUGUUUAAGCACAAGCACUGCACUCCCGCCGCGCUGGAGAUGUACUAUUCAGAGCAGGAAGUGGGACCCCAAGGAAGUCUCUACACAGCCAUUAACCACUUAAAUCAAGGCAAGAAAACCAUCCCUGACCUGCCUUCCCCUUGGUUACCGGUCAUUAAUGCCUUGAAGAAAGCUGAGAAAGGCAAAGAGGAUCCGGCUGGCAUUCAGCAGUAAGGGACAGGAGCCAGACACACCUGGACUGUGGUUCCGGGAGUGCGUGUAUUAACUUCAAGGAGAGUAUUAACCCAUUCAAAGCUAGUUUUGUGUCCCAAAUCAACCAACAAAAAGACAAUGCUGAAAGGGCGCCUAGGGCAGGACCAAAUUGUUUUCUUUCUGGCACAGAGAAGAGAUUUUGCUCCAUUCUGAGAGAUGCCCCUCCCCCAAUCUCUUGAGCAUAAAAACGUGGUCCGAAUGGUUAUUCUUUGCUUUUCUUUAUUUCUGUAUUUAUAAUGGGGGCUGCCGGGGGAAUCUGUCGGCGCGGCGGCCGAAUAGCCAUUAGAACGCCAUGCCACACCAAGGCUGAGAUAGUGUUUUUCUGCACCUCCAUGGAUAAUUUGAGAUGGACUGAAGUAAUACUCUUCUUCGUGCUAUACAGGGGUUAGCUUUUGUCUGCACACAUUGCAUUAACCCCAGAAGGACCUUUCGGUCCCUGUCCAGUAGUGUUUCGUUAAUGGUUUUUUCGACACGGUGGUUGCGGAGUGCCCAUGACCUUCUUCAUGUCAGGAGGGAAGAAAAUAGGCUAUGGGCAGACCACAAAAAUAGCAACCUUUUAGAGCAGCUAAGUGCUUCAGUGUUGCUAUCCAGUGCUGUAUGGAGGCAAAUGUUAACACGCAUUGCACUUUAAUUUGAGUAAGCUUUUAAAUGUCAUUUAUGCUUCGCUAGUCUCAGUUGCAAUUUGAUUGCUAAUUACCAGGCUAAAUCUGACACCAUUUAAUUACAUUGCUGCUGGCUAGGGUACCUUUUUUGUUUGGUCAUUAACACAUCUUCAAGUCUGUAGGAUCUGGUUGGUGUGAAAUCACUGUGCCACUCUCGUUUGCACCAUGUGUUUGUGUGUGUGUGUGUACUGCUUUUAGGCCUUCGUUGUGGAACAUCAUUGGCGAUUUUACACCACUUUGUAUAUUUUUAUAGAGAUUGUGAUUUGUCACCUUGCAGCAAAGCACUUCCAAGUGUCUCCAAGUGCCAAAAUGAAUGUGGUGAUCAGCAGCUUUUCUGUAAGUAAAAAUAAAUGUACAUCUUCACCAUG